UACUUGGAAUUUUAUACAAUUCGGUUUUCGUGAACGUUUCACGCAAAAACAUUUARAUAACUACACUUCAAAGUGAGUUCGCGACAUCUUUUUCAAACGUGCUUACAAUGUAAUGCAAUAAUCGAAAAUGGUGAUGAACGCUAAAAUCAUUUUGAGAACCAGCACGUGACCGCAUCUACCAGAGCAGCGGUUCACGUCAAGACAAAGCACUCUGCCGUGUGGACAAAGACUGACCUAACURGACAAAUCUAUUAUUUUAGUUGACAUUUCUUAAACCAUCAAUGAAUGAUGAAUCAAACAUAAUUGCUAUAACUACAUUUUCAAAGUGAUUGGAUUAUUGACAGACGUCGAUCAAUGUUUCUGCUCUAAAUGAAACUUAAUGUGGACGACCAUUUAGGAACAAUAACACAAGUACUAGAAUAACCUGCAAUCCACCGGCGUUACCUAAACAUCUAGAUGCAUGUAACGCAGCUACUAAGAGAGAACUUGACCACCUCUUCAAUUAAAGUAAUAAUAAUGAUGGAAAUUCUGGUUGGAAAUUGUGGCGGAAAGUCGUCGUUUAGAAUUCAGUAAUCAAGUCAGUUCAGCCGAAAUUUAACCAUAAGGCAAGACGAAGCGACGACGGACUGCCCACGAAAAUCUGGAAAAUGAUCUCGGAUUUGGACAUCGCUUUGACGUUUUUCUUUGUAAUCUUCGUCAUCAUCGACAUCUUUGUCAACGUUGUACUGUGCUUGGCGAUUCAUCGUAAAAGGUCUUUACAGACUCCAAUGAAUUUGCUCAUUUUUCACCUCGCUAUAACAGAUAUUGUGAUUGGAGUUUUUAUAGUCCCAAGACAUAUUCUGAGCUAUGCGAUUAUCUACCCUAAUGACACUUCUAGUGAUUUCAUCUGUCGACUGGCCACCGGUGGAUCAUUUAUCUGGACAUCUGUCACAGCAUCAAGUGGGUUUUUGACAAUCAUAGGUCUGGAGCGACUUUUUGCCGUGGUCUUUCCACACAAAUCAAAGCUUCGGAUUACUAAACAAAGGCUAAAAUGGCUUGUYGUUGCAUGUUGGAUAUCUUCACUCCUGUUUAACCUUCCAAGUCAACUUGUACUGAAGUAUGACCACGACARAAACUUUUGCAUGGAGAAUUGGCCAAGGUKGGUCAAUCCGAAAGCCUACGUUGGACUUGCGUUCUGCGCGGGAAAUUUUUCAGUUUUUACAAUGUUUAUYAUCUAUUCCAUCAUUUUAUACAGUCUUUGGAAAARGGACAAGARUGGAAGUGAAGUCUCACGAACAGCGAGAAUUAACGCCAGGAAGMGAGUCACUAAGAUGCUGAUUUUAAUGACCGYUGUACACAUGGUGUGUCGUGCUCCGAACUACAYCUUUUAUACCAUGAUUUACUUUCAUCCCGAUGCUAAGUAUGGAUCUAUCGUUUAUAACUUCACAGUAUUUUUAAUCCUCCUAAACUCUGCGUCCCAUCCAUUUUUCUACUGCUGGUACAUGGAUAACUUACGUAGACAGGUGUUCGCCAUGUUACCUCAAGUCUGCUCUGGCCGUUGCCCUUCAAGAUUAAGAGGCAAUCUCUGUAAAAGCGGUCUACUGCAUUUCGGGUMAGAAAAUAAAUUUCUCUCAAACUCCUACCAUCAAAAGGCAAUUAUAAGUAUGUAA
Molecule: messenger RNA, 1649 nt
Organism: Exaiptasia diaphana
Lineage: Eukaryota; Metazoa; Cnidaria; Anthozoa; Actiniaria; Aiptasiidae
Product: neuropeptide FF receptor 2
Exons: 2
Coding region: 648-1649 (333 amino acids)
Biological process (GO): G protein-coupled receptor signaling pathway
Cellular component (GO): membrane
Molecular function (GO): G protein-coupled receptor activity
Source: RefSeq, a predicted model, not a curated record